Messenger RNA from Ambispora gerdemannii, 1128 nucleotides. The record is from the annotation of a GenBank genome assembly. NCBI's taxonomy places the organism in Eukaryota, Fungi, Glomeromycota, Glomeromycetes, Archaeosporales, Ambisporaceae.
AUGCAUAACGUUAAAGCCGAACCGAAAGUCCCAACUACAACACCAGCAGUAGCCGCGGCACCAGGUGGACCUGCUCCCCAAAAAACUCCUGGAGUUUCAAUUGAUACGAGAGGAAAAAAGAUUUUAAGUGCAAUUGGAAAAUUACGAGCAGAUUAUGGUGGGGAUGCAAUUAAAUCCGGAUUGGAUGGGCUCGAGAAGAUGGGAGUUAAGGAUGAUAUUGAGAAUGGAAUCAAUAAAAUAGAUCCGGAUACACCAGAAGAGCGUAAAGAAGAAGAGAAAAAAAUUACUCAUCGAAUUUAUAAACUUGAUUUAGCGAUCACUUAUUUGUUAUAUUAUACGUCUUUGGUGUUGAAUUGGUUAACUUUAUUGGGAUCAAGUAAAUCGGUCGAUGAAUUUUUCUAUGAAGUUUUUAUUGGAAGCUUUGAUUUCACAGAAUGGGAUUUUAAUAAUUUUAAUAUUAUUGGUAAAAUCAGCGGAGUCACUUGUAGUCUUCAGAUUGUAUUCUUUGUUUUAGCAAAUCUGAUAGUAUUCGGUAUUACUUUCUUACAUCCUAACGGUAAACAAGGAUUACCGGAGAAUCUGCGGGCGCCAAUUUAUUACGGUGGACCAUUUCAAUUAAUUCAUUUAAUGAAACCGACUUUAAAAAAAUAUCACUUAUCCGUUAAAAGAAUAGAUGCACAAUUUUCGCAAAUAUUAGGAAUUCUAAGUCAAUUAUUCAUUAUCGUGGCUGCCUCGAUUGUGACAAACACGAAAUUAGAUGAUAUCGCUUAUUUAAUUGAUUCAAAUCCUCAAAUAGUAACGCCAGUCGCUGUAGAUACUGGAUUAAAUUAUCUCGUGACACGUCAACUUGAUAACAAUACAGCAUCCAAUGUUAAUGCAACGGAAUUAACAAUUGCGGUACAACAUGCAGCAUUAUUCACCAAAACAACAUUAAUUGUAUCCACAGUGGGAAUUACAAUGACAGCAUUUUUAAAUAUCUUAGCUUGGAUAUCAAAUGUAUGGAGAGUUAAUCAGAAGGAAUUGAUUAUCUAUGAAGCAUAUAAAAUAGAGGAAAUCGUACCAAAAAUCAUAACCGAAAAAACCGAUAAUAAAGAUACCGGAUCUUCCGACAUCGGUAGUUCGCAUUAG